Pollicipes pollicipes is the source of this 1701-nucleotide messenger RNA. RefSeq names its product F-box/LRR-repeat protein 6. Gene Ontology annotation, biological process: SCF-dependent proteasomal ubiquitin-dependent protein catabolic process. The coding region runs from base 88 to 1701 and encodes 537 amino acids. Gene Ontology annotation, cellular component: SCF ubiquitin ligase complex. Lineage: Eukaryota; Metazoa; Arthropoda; Thecostraca; Pollicipedomorpha; Pollicipedidae. The record is from RefSeq and is a predicted model, not a curated record. The transcript has 7 exons.
GGCGACCGGGUGCCGGUCGACGUGCUGCUAGAGAUCCUGGGUCAUGUGGUGCGGGACGCCGGCGGUGCGGUGCCCGCUCUGCUGCGUAUGUCGCGUGUGUGUCGCCUCUGGCGGACUGCGGCGCUCGAGCCGUCGCUCUGGCGCUCCGUCGACCUGGCCACGGGCCUCAUCCGCGACAAGUUCCGGCACGAGCGACUGCUCCUCUGGCUCAUCGAGAACCGGCUCUCCAAGACGGAGGAGCUCAAUCUGGCCGGCUGGUCGAGCGCGCUGAGUCCGCUGACGGUGCCGGCGUUGUGCCGCGGCUGUCCGGAGCUGCGCCAGCUCAGCCUCUCCGGCUGCCGCCGCCUCACCGGCGACGAGGUGACGCUGCUGGCCGGCGCCGCCGAGCGCGUGCACACGCUGGACCUGUCGGACCUGCAGCCCAACUCGGCCACGGCCCGCUCGCCGGUCGGGCCGCACAGCAUGCAGGAGCUGGCGCGGCUGAUGGGGCCGCGGCUCGUCAGCCUCACGCUCGCACACAACUGCGUGGCCGGCAUGCAGCAGAUCGUCAACGCGCUGGCCGACCACUGUCCCAGCCUGGAGGUGCUGGACCUGUCCAACAUCAUGAACGCCAUCCGUGACAUCGUGCCGGUGCGCGUGGAGCGGCUGCAGGCCGGCUGUCCGCGGCUGCGCGUGCUUCGCUGGACCAACACCGAGCUCCGGCUGGCCGACACCACGCUCAAGGAGCAGAUGUCGGCCCAGGGCUUCCCGGCGCUCGAGGAGCUGAGCGUGGCCGUGCCCAAGGGCCGCCACUGGGGGCUGGACGACGCCGGCGUGGAGCGCGUGCUCAAGGCGUCGCACCAGCUGCGCCUGCUGGACGUGCGCGGCUGCUCGCGGCUCUCCGACUCGAGCCUGGUGCGCGUGCCCGCCUGGAACCUGCAGCACCUCUUCCUGUCCGGCUGCGAGGUGACGCGCACGAUGGCCGACCGGCUGGAGCUGAUCGUGCGCAAGUGGCGGCACAGUCUGCUGGAGCUCGACCUUAGCUGGGCCAGCAACCAGCCGGCGCUGGACGCGGCGCUGCUGGCGCUGGCCGAGCCUGACCUGGAGCAACCGCCGCCACCGCUGCGCAAGCUGGACCUGUGCGGCGCGGCCGGCACGUUCGCACCCGUCUGCCGGCUGGUGGCGGCGUGUCCGGCGCUGCAGGAGCUCAACUUGACCUCGUGCCGCGCCCUGCCGCGCGGCGUCAAGCGCCACUACCGCGGCGACGAGCUGGAACGGCUGAGGGUGGACAUCGCCGCCGGCAAGUACCGCGACGAGCCGGGUCCGAAGCCGGACAAGGCGGAGAAGCCGGAGAAGCCGCCCAAAACGUCCGUGCUCGUGCGGCUGGGCCUGGGCCGGCUGUCGGGCGGCAGGUCCAAGCCGAAGCAGGCGGUUGAGGAGUCGCCGCCGCUGCCGCCGCCGCCGCCGGCGCCGGCUAAGGCGGAGUUCCGCGCGCCGCCCAGCCCCGUCGUACGGGCCAAGUCGCUGUCGCUGCCCAAGCUGGAGCAGCAGCGCGUGAUCCCGCUGCGCUCGGUGCCCGCGGCGCCCAUCCCCGACUCGGUGGCGGCGACGGCGCGGCCGGGCGGCGCCGCGGCCGAGAUCAAAGACGCGUUCGAGCGGUUCCGGCAGCGCCGCGCGAGGAUCGCGAGCGGCUGGCCAAGAGCACGCCCAACCUCAGCCUGA